Messenger RNA from Ustilaginoidea virens, 1758 nucleotides. RefSeq lists its product as uncharacterized. The transcript is spliced from 17 exons. The coding region runs from base 1 to 1758 and encodes 585 amino acids. Gene Ontology annotation, molecular function: identical protein binding; CTP synthase activity. Lineage: Eukaryota; Fungi; Ascomycota; Sordariomycetes; Hypocreales; Clavicipitaceae. Gene Ontology annotation, cellular component: cytoplasm; cytoophidium. Gene Ontology annotation, biological process: CTP biosynthetic process; pyrimidine nucleobase biosynthetic process. The record is from RefSeq and is a predicted model, not a curated record.
AUGCGUGUGGUUUUGGUCAGCGGUGGUGUCAUCUCCGGCGUAGGAAAGGGCAUUAUUGCCUCCUCGGCCGGUCUUUUGCUCAAGACGACGGGCUUGCGAGUAACGGCUAUCAAGAUUGACCCGUACCUGAACAUCGAUGCCGGCACUUUGGGACCUCUCGAACAUGGCGAAUGCUUCGUUCUCGCAGAUGGCGGAGAGUCCGACCUCGAUUUGGGAAACUACGAAAGAUAUCUUGGAAUUCAAUUGACUCGGGACAAUAACAUUACGACCGGAAAGAUCUACCAAGAAGUCAUCUCCCGCGAGCGAAAAGGAGCUUAUCUAGGCCGGACAGUGCAAGUCGUCCCGCACAUUACCGAUAUGAUUGUCGAGUGGAUUACCAGAGUCGCCAAGAUCCCAGUCGAUGACUCUGGCGAAGAGCCGGAUGUGUGCAUUAUUGAAUUGGGCGGAACCAUUGGAGACAUUGAGUCGGCGCCUUUUGUGGAGGCCUUGGUACAAUUGAGACACAAGUUGAGCAGAGACGCAGCUUCGUCGUUCUUCAACAUUCAAGUCUCCUUUGUCCCCUUGAUCCACGGAGAGGAGAAAACUAAACCUACCCAACACGCCAUCAAACAAAUGCGAAGCGCUGGUCUUAUCCCAGACUUGAUUGCGUGCCGUUGUGACACCACCCUCUUCGAUGGGACCAUUCGAAAAAUUGCGUCGAGCUGCCAAGUAGAUUACGAGCAGGUUAUUGGCGUGCACGAUAUGGAGACAGUCUAUCAAGUGCCUCUUCUUCUCCACGAGCAAGGACUUCUCCAGCGACUUCGGACCGGACUUGAGCUGGACAAGCUGCCCAUGUCGCCUGCUGUGGCCACCAAGGGCGAGGCUCUUUGGGACUUGUGGAAAAAGACAGUCAUUGUGCCGAAAGACACGGCUACUGUUCAAAUUGCCUUGGUUGGAAAGUACACUAGCAUGCUGGACUCGUAUCUCUCCGUCAUCAAGGCCCUGGAACACGCAGCUAUGCGAUGUCGCCGAAAGCUAAACUUGGUGCCCGUUGACUCGGAGCACCUCGAAGCGAUGACUCAAAAGACUGACCCCGCCAAAUAUCACAAAGCCUGGCAGACGGUCUGCGAGGCCAACGGGGUCAUUGUUCCAGGUGGCUUCGGUUCCAGAGGUGUAGAAGGCAUGAUUGCUUGCGCCAAAUGGGCUCGUGAGAACAAGCGAAACUAUCUCGGUAUUUGCCUGGGUAUGCAGGUUGCUACGGUUGAGAUUUCUCGAUCGCUCUGUGGCCGUCCAAACGCCACGUCGGAGGAGUGGGAAAGCGACCCCAACGCCAAGGAGGCUGAAAACCACUCCGUCGUCUUUAUGCCCGAAUCAUCCAGGGAGCAACUCGGCGGCACCAUGAGACUAGGAACCCGGCCAAGCUUGUUCCAACCCGGCAGCGAGUGGAGCAAACUGCGUGCCCUCUAUAGAGGUGCUUCUGAAAUUCACGAGCGCCACCGACACCGGUACGAGGUCAAUCCCGAGCGUGUGGAUGAACUGGAAAAGGCCGGCCUUCACUUCAUUGCCAAGGACGAAACGGGCAAACGUAUGGAAGCGUUUGAGCUCAAAGACCACCCAUUCUAUGUUGGGCUUCAAGCGCAUCCUGAAUUCCUCAGCAAGGUGACUAAGUCGUCGCCACCUUUCCUGGGACUCGUCGCUGCGAGUGCCGGCGUGCUAGACCAGAUCAUCGGCGAAAUAAAGAUGGAGGGUGUCAUGACAAACGGCGAAGCAGCUUUCUAG